Molecule: messenger RNA, 1050 nt
Organism: Boeremia exigua
Lineage: Eukaryota; Fungi; Ascomycota; Dothideomycetes; Pleosporales; Didymellaceae
Product: DNA repair protein-like protein RAD51 1
Exons: 3
Coding region: 1-1050 (349 amino acids)
Biological process (GO): mitotic recombination-dependent replication fork processing; double-strand break repair via homologous recombination; DNA recombinase assembly
Cellular component (GO): condensed nuclear chromosome
Molecular function (GO): ATP hydrolysis activity; single-stranded DNA binding; double-stranded DNA binding
Source: RefSeq, a predicted model, not a curated record
AUGAGUACCGAAGAGCAGCAAUUCGACGAUGAGAGUCAGAUGGGAGGGCCUGGUGCCCCCACACCCAUAUCGGCGCUCGAGGGCGUAAAUGGUCUGACUGCGCGCGACAUAAAGCUUGUGGUCGAAGGUGGAUACAACACUGUCGAGUCGAUUGCUUAUACACCCCGACGAGCGUUGGAGCAGAUCAAAGGCAUUUCAGAACAAAAGGCAUCGAAGCUGCUUGCUGAAGCAUCCAAACUUGUACCGAUGGGUUUCACAACGGCGACCGAGAUGCACCAGCGGCGGAGCGAGCUCAUCUCAAUCACGACUGGAUCAAAGCAGUUAGACACGUUGUUGGCUGGCGGCAUCGAGACAGGUUCCAUUACAGAGAUUUUCGGCGAAUUCAGGACAGGGAAGAGUCAGAUCUGCCAUACUUUGGCAGUGACAUGCCAGCUGCCCUUCGACAUGGGUGGUGGCGAAGGCAAAUGCCUAUACAUCGAUACCGAAGGCACUUUCCGUCCUGUACGCUGUUUAGCAGUGGCGACUCGAUUCGGUUUAUCUGGCGAGGAAGUAUUGGACAAUGUGGCAUACGCGCGAGCGUACAACUCCGACCAUCAGCUUGAGCUGCUCAACCAGGCUGCGCAGAUGAUGACCGAGACGCGAUUCUCCCUGCUCAUUGUCGACUCAGCAACAUCUCUGUAUCGGACAGAUUUCUCCGGGCGUGGAGAGCUUUCAAGCCGACAGACACAUCUGGCAAAAUUUAUGCGAACAUUACAGCGCCUUGCCGACGAGUUUGGAAUUGCCGUAGUCAUCACCAAUCAGGUUGUCGCGCAGGUCGAUGGAGGGCCAAGCGCCAUGUUCAACCCAGAUCCCAAAAAACCGAUCGGAGGAAACAUCAUCGCCCACGCAAGUACAACACGUCUCAGUCUAAGGAAGGGCAGAGGAGAGACCCGAGUUUGCAAGAUCUACGACAGUCCUUGUCUGCCCGAGAGCGACUGCUUAUUUGCGAUCAACGAGGACGGCAUUGGCGAUCCCAAGGAGAAGGAUCUCGAAGAGAGAAACAAUAGAUAG